CUUAAUUAGCUCAAAGACAAAAACAUAAUUUGAACCAUUCGUGGUAAAACAACAGCCUUAGCUCAAUGAAAUGAUUAAAAAAAAAAAAUGACAAUGAUAAGUUGAAACCGUUGACCUGGUUUUAUAAUGACAUUAACAAUAACGGCCCAUAUCAACUACCAGUUGUUGUCCAAUCCUGCCAAUUCCAUCCUCACAAUUUGAUUCAUUGUUUAUUUUUUAAAGGGUUUUUUGGCUCUUCUUUCAAGGAAUUCCAGCCGCUGAAAUUAGGCCACGUGUACACAUGUAGUCAAGCUCAAUAAACUUACUUUUAGGAUGGAUGAACUACGUAACAGAAGACUUGAACAGAAACACCCAACAAAAUUCCAGUUUGCAAGAAUGGGACUAAUCAUCUGUUAUUUGCCCCUCCUCCCAAGUAUGGAGAUGUUAAAGUUGAAGAUGUAGACAUGAUUGAAUUGAACCCAAGAGAAGAAAAAAAAAAAGGCAUAUAUAUUGGAGAAGGGAAUCAUUUGGUUUUGUUGGUUCAGUUCAUGCAGAGAAGAUAUUAUUGAUUGAUUGAUUGAUUGAUUGAAGCCAUAUUGUUUUUAGCUGGUAAAUUUUUUUACACAGGAAAUGGAAAGGUACGAGGUUCUGAAAGACAUUGGUUCAGGGAACUUUGGUGUAGCUAAGCUGGUGAAAGAUAAAUGGACUGGUGAGCUUUUUGCUGUCAAGUAUAUUGAGAGAGGCCAGAAGAUUGAUGAUAAUGUGCAGAGAGAGAUUAUGAAUCACAGGUCAUUGAAUCAUCCUAAUAUCAUUAAAUUCAAGGAGGUAAUCCAUCCUCAGAUUCUCAAUUUACAAGUGCUGGAAACAAGUUUAUAGUUUGAAAAGGGUGAUGAACAAGUUCAUGAUGGAUUCAUUUGACUGACUUCUUUUGUUCUGUUUUUGAUUACUGAAGAUAUAAUUCUAUCAUCAAUUUUUUAUUUUUUCCACUUGGAUGGUAGCUUAGUUUUACUCGGAACUGAUUCAGACAGCACUAAAUUUGGCUAAAUCACAUGCUUUUAGAUCAUCGAGUUCGAAUUGUGUUUUAUGAUUGCCAUCAACUAGCAAGAUCCAGCUCAAAUGAUUUUCGACAGAAUUCGUUGAAUCCCUUUAUAGUUUUUGAUGUUAUUAACAGGUUAUUUUCGACAGAUUUAUAGCCGGUCAUGAUUCAUGUCUACCAUUUUUGUGCUGAAAGAUGCAGUUGUUUCUACUUUGGCCACUAUUACAGAGCAGAUAAAGUCAUAAAUUAGCCCUACUUAUGUAUAUAUCCUCAACUUUUCGUCCAAAACUUCCUACAGGUGUUCCUUACGCCUACUCAUCUUGCCAUUGUCAUGGAAUAUGCAGCCGGAGGGGAGCUUUUCGAACAGAUUUGCAAUGCCGGUAGAUUCAGUGAGGAUGAGGCAAGAUUUUUCUUUCAGCAACUUAUAUCAGGAGUCAGUUACUGUCAUUCAAUGCAAAUUUGCCAUCGAGAUCUUAAGCUGGAAAACACACUCUUGGAUGGAAGAACAGAACCGCGCCUCAAGAUAUGCGAUUUCGGCUAUUCUAAAUCUUCAGUAUUGCAUUCUCAACCAAAAUCGACCGUCGGGACGCCGGCCUACAUUGCACCAGAAGUCUUCUCAAGGAAAAAAUAUGAUGGCAAGAUUGCAGAUGUUUGGUCAUGCGGGGUUACAUUGUAUGUAAUGCUGGUUGGUGCAUACCCUUUUGAAGAUCCAGAUGAUCCCAGAAACUUCAAGAAAACAAUCACCAAAAUACUCAGUGUUCAAUACUCAAUUCCUGAUUACGUCCGCGUCUCCAAGGAGUGUAUACAUCUUUUGUCUCGAAUCUUCGUAGCUGACCCUGAAAAGAGAAUUGCAAUUCCAGAAAUCAAGAAACAUCCCUGGUUUUUAAAGACUCUGCCUCCUCAAUUUUUGGAAGCUGAAGAAGAGGUUAGCGGACGAACUGUCGAAAAUGGCAACAGCCCUUCUCAGAGUAAUGAAGAAAUAUUGGCUAUAAUACAAGAAGCAAGGACAUCGCCAUUAACAACAGGAUUGACUAAAAAUGGAGAAAACUAUCUCGGAAGCAGCAACGACGACGUCGAUCUUGAUGAUGAUUUUGAUGUAGAUGACACAGAGACAAGUGGAGAUUUUGUUUGUUCUUUGUGAAAAAAAACAUUGCCUCAUUCAUUGUGCAUCAAAGAUGCUUUUCAGGGGCCAACAAAUCCAGUAGAAUUGUGUAGCUUUUGUGUAGAUCUGCAAUAUUUGGUGCCUCUAUUGUUUAAUGAAAUAGCAGUUUGAAUGUCCUUUUCAGAUGCAAAUCAGAGGUCAUCGUAAAGUAAAAUGAAUAGUCAACUUGGUGUGUAUUGUGAUGUGCGACAUAAGUAUUUUCUACCAAAUAUCUUUUCUUUAAUUCGUG
Oldenlandia corymbosa var. corymbosa is the source of this 2406-nucleotide messenger RNA. Lineage: Eukaryota; Viridiplantae; Streptophyta; Magnoliopsida; Gentianales; Rubiaceae. The record is from the annotation of a GenBank genome assembly.